Molecule: messenger RNA, 4441 nt
Organism: Drosophila erecta
Lineage: Eukaryota; Metazoa; Arthropoda; Insecta; Diptera; Drosophilidae
Gene: Nmdar2
Product: glutamate receptor ionotropic, NMDA 2B
Exons: 11
Coding region: 636-3887 (1083 amino acids)
Biological process (GO): modulation of chemical synaptic transmission; synaptic transmission, glutamatergic; monoatomic ion transport
Cellular component (GO): postsynaptic membrane; plasma membrane
Molecular function (GO): transmitter-gated monoatomic ion channel activity involved in regulation of postsynaptic membrane potential; NMDA glutamate receptor activity
Source: RefSeq, a predicted model, not a curated record
GCAGUGCCAUUCGGUGGCUCAUCGAAUUCAGUCCGCAGAGCGCGCUCCGUUCCGUUCGUUUAGCUCGCUCCGUGCCGUUCAGAGUCCUGUUCGGUUCUGCUCGCUCGCACCCGCACCCGCAUCCGCAUCUGCAUCUGCAGGAGCUGCCAGGCGUCCAGAGGCAGAGAGCCGCCAGGUUUGGCUUCAGUUUCAGUCUCAGUUUCCGUUUCCGUUUCCGACACUGAGCUGAGCUUGGCUUGGCCCGCUGAAACGGACUCGAAUUUCGGAGCCGGACUUGACACCUCAGACUUUGGACUCGGGACUUGGGACUAGGGUCUUGGGACUUCGGACUAACGCCUAGCACUAGACACACACUGGACUGACCGCCAACUGACCAAGUGAGCACUGCGUCCAGGAUGCGAACGUAAACCAAUGCGCAGCAGUCAAUACAAGCCCAUCAACUGCCUGGGGAAGCGAACAGAGGGAAAAGCGGCCAGCGAGCGGACGCAGACUGUUCAGGAAAACGCAAUCCAUCCACAAUCCAAACAAUAGCACAGCCCAGACGAUUGACAAAAUCCCGGCCAGAUGCACUAGAGGCCACCGGAGCACUGAGCACCGGAUCCCAGCGAACUUCAGGAUCUAGUAGUCCACGAGCCAUGAUGCCCAGUCGCGUCAAGCUGAAACGCGGCAUGGAUGGGCCGACGCCCAUGCCCACGCCUACCACAAUGCCAAUGCCAAUGCAAACGCCAAUCGCCACUUUGAACACUGCCAGCAGCCAGCACAAUAGCACAACAAGUAGACGAAAGCCAACACUCACCCCUCCAAGCGGGCCCAUCCCGCUGCUCCUUCUCACGGUCCUGACCCUGCUGGUCCUGGACACCAGAUCCUGCCAGGGCCUCCGGCUGACCAACGGAGGCGGCAGCCUGAGCAAGGGCGCGGCGGCCAACAAGGAGCAGCUCAACAUCGGCCUGAUCGCGCCGCACACGAACUUCGGAAAGCGCGAGUACCUGCGCAGCAUCAACAACGCGGUCACCGGAUUAACGAAGACGCGCGGCGCCAAGCUGACCUUUCUCAAGGACUACUCCUUCGAGCAGAAGAACAUCCACUUCGACAUGAUGUCGCUGACGCCGAGUCCGACGGCCAUCCUAAGCACACUGUGCAAGGAGUUCCUCCGCGUGAACGUCUCCGCAAUCCUGUACAUGAUGAACAACGAACAGUUCGGGCACAGCACGGCCUCGGCCCAGUACUUCCUGCAACUGGCCGGCUACCUGGGCAUACCGGUUAUCUCGUGGAACGCAGACAACUCGGGUCUGGAACGACGGGCCUCGCAAUCGACGCUGCAGCUGCAGCUGGCUCCCAGCAUCGAGCACCAAAGCGCCGCAAUGCUGAGCAUCCUGGAGCGCUACAAGUGGCACCAGUUCUCGGUGGUCACGUCGCAGAUAGCCGGUCACGAUGACUUCGUGCAGGCGGUGCGGGAGCGGGUGGCUGAGAUGCAGGAGCACUUCAAGUUCACCAUCCUCAACUCGAUCGUGGUCACCCGCACCAGCGAUCUCAUGGAGCUGGUAAACAGUGAGGCCCGGGUGAUGCUGCUUUACGCCACGCAGACCGAGGCCAUCACCAUCCUGCGCGCCGCCGAGGAGAUGAAGCUCACCGGAGAAAAUUACGUGUGGGUAGUCAGCCAGUCGGUCAUUGAAAAGAAGGACGCCCACUCCCAGUUCCCCGUCGGCAUGCUUGGCGUGCACUUCGACACCUCCAGCGCGGCGCUCAUGAACGAGAUCUCCAACGCCAUCAAGAUCUACAGCUACGGCGUGGAGGCCUACCUAACGGACCCGGCUAACCGUGACCGCCGCCUCACCACCCAGUCUUUGUCCUGCGAGGACGAGGGACGCGGUCGCUGGGACAACGGAGAAAUCUUCUUCAAGUACUUGCGCAACGUGUCCAUCGAGGGCGACCUCAACAAGCCGAACAUCGAGUUCACGGCGGACGGGGACCUGCGCUCGGCGGAGCUCAAGAUCAUGAACCUCCGACCCAGUGCCAACAACAAGAACCUUGUGUGGGAAGAGAUUGGAGUGUGGAAGUCCUGGGAGACGCAGAAGCUGGACAUCCGCGACAUUGCGUGGCCCGGCAACUCGCACGCCCCGCCCCAGGGCGUGCCGGAGAAGUUCCAUUUGAAGAUCACAUUCCUCGAAGAGGCACCCUAUAUCAAUCUGUCGCCUGCGGACCCGGUGAGUGGCAAGUGCCUGAUGGACCGUGGUGUGCUCUGCCGGGUGGCGGCCGACCACGAGAUGGCCGCCGACAUCGACGUGGGCCAGGCACACCGCAACGAGUCCUUUUACCAGUGCUGCAGCGGCUUCUGCAUAGACCUGCUGGAGAAGUUUGCCGAGGAGCUGGGCUUCACCUACGAGCUGGUGCGGGUCGAAGAUGGUAAAUGGGGUACCCUCGAGAAUGGCAAGUGGAACGGCCUGAUCGCCGACCUGGUCAACCGCAAGACGGACAUGGUCCUCACUUCGCUGAUGAUCAACACGGAGCGCGAGGCGGUCGUUGAUUUCUCUGAGCCUUUCAUGGAGACCGGCAUCGCCAUCGUGGUGGCGAAGCGCACUGGCAUCAUCUCGCCGACGGCUUUUUUGGAGCCCUUCGACACGGCCUCCUGGAUGCUGGUGGGCAUAGUGGCCAUCCAGGCGGCCACCUUUAUGAUCUUCCUCUUCGAGUGGCUCUCGCCCAGCGGCUACGACAUGAAGCUCUACCUGCAGAACACCAACGUGACCCCGUAUCGCUUCUCCUUGUUCCGCACCUACUGGCUGGUUUGGGCCGUGCUCUUCCAGGCCGCCGUCCAUGUGGACUCGCCGCGUGGCUUCACCUCGCGCUUCAUGACCAAUGUGUGGGCACUCUUCGCCGUGGUAUUUCUGGCCAUAUACACUGCCAACCUGGCCGCCUUCAUGAUAACGAGGGAGGAGUUCCACGAGUUCAGCGGUCUCAACGACAGCCGCCUGGUGCAUCCCUUCUCCCACAAGCCCUCCUUCAAGUUCGGCACCAUCCCGUACAGCCACACGGACUCGACCAUCCACAAGUACUUCAACGUCAUGCACAACUACAUGCGGCAGUACAACAAGACGAGUGUGGCGGAUGGAGUGGCCGCCGUGCUCAACGGCAACUUGGACUCCUUCAUCUACGAUGGCACUGUGCUGGACUACUUGGUAGCCCAGGAUGAGGACUGCCGGCUCAUGACCGUGGGCAGCUGGUAUGCCAUGACGGGAUACGGGCUGGCAUUCAGUCGCAACUCCAAGUACGUACAGAUGUUCAACAAGCGGCUACUUGAGUUCCGUGCGAACGGAGACCUGGAGCGGCUGCGUCGCUACUGGAUGACGGGCACGUGCCGUCCGGGCAAGCAGGAGCAUAAAUCCUCGGACCCGCUGGCGCUGGAGCAGUUCUUGUCCGCCUUUCUGCUCCUAAUGGCCGGGAUCCUGCUGGCGGCGCUCCUCCUGCUGCUCGAGCACGUCUACUUUAAGUAUAUCCGCAAGCGGCUGGCCAAGAAGGACGGCGGCCACUGCUGCGCCCUCAUCUCGCUGUCCAUGGGCAAAUCGCUGACCUUCCGGGGCGCCGUCUUCGAGGCCACCGAGAUCCUGAAGAAGCACCGCUGCAACGACCCCAUCUGCGACACGCAUCUCUGGAAGGUCAAGCACGAGCUGGACAUGUCCCGCCUCCGCGUCCGCCAGCUGGAGAAGGUCAUGGACAAGCAUGGCAUCAAGGCGCCGCAGCUGAGGCUGGCCUCCUCCUCGGACCUGCUGAACCACCAUCAUCUCAAGGAGCGGCCGCCACUGCUGGGCAACCUGAGUCUCGCCGCCAGCGCCCAAGAUCUAUACAGGUGGUCGUACAAGACGGAAAUCGCCGAGAUGGAGACAGUGCUUUGAAGCGUUUGGAGCACUUGGAGCACUUGGACCUGCCCACGGAGGAGGGCAUGCUACUCACACUAGACAAACAUUCGCAAUCGUGCCGGAGUGCCAUCCUACAGCGAGUACGUCUAAUCAAAAUCAACGUUUCAAACAAAAUGUGAACUAAAAGCUUUCGAAAGUUAGGGACGAGAUAGCGAAAGAGAAAUGAACCCAAAGCGCCUCACGAAAACCGCACACAACUCGAUAGUCAGUAGUAGAUAGUCGAGGAUAGAGAACCCAGAAUCUAGAAUCCAGAAUCCACAAUCCAGAAUCAAGAACUAAGCCCAGAUUUGCAGCCUAGAAAAGCCCAAAGAUUGUAUAAAGUUAAACUAAAUGUAAAACCAAACCAAAUGUAAACCAAGCGUUAAACUAAGUGGAACAUGGGGAGUAACAAGCUAACAAGCAAAAAAAAAAAGCCAACCAGCCGCCGCACGAGUAUUUCAUAAACGAAGUUUUAAAUGAGAAGUUGGGGAGAUCAACCGUCGCAUUUUUGACGAUUGAACUGUUAAGCGUUAACAAGAAGCAGUAGAGGA